Molecule: messenger RNA, 1652 nt
Organism: Jatropha curcas
Lineage: Eukaryota; Viridiplantae; Streptophyta; Magnoliopsida; Malpighiales; Euphorbiaceae
Product: anamorsin homolog
Biological process (GO): iron-sulfur cluster assembly
Cellular component (GO): cytoplasm
Molecular function (GO): iron-sulfur cluster binding
Source: RefSeq, a predicted model, not a curated record
AACUGCUGUAGUUCGGGUAUUUGGUUUUUGGUUCGUAUAUGCUUUUAAUUUUCAAUGGAUUUCGGUUUUUCAGUCUGGUCUCGGUUUGGAAAAAAGAAAGUUCGGUUAACGGAGUAACUGCUGUCGUUUUGGGCUAAAAGUUGAGUUUUAAUUUGUUAACCUAGGUUUUAAUUUUAGACUUUGUAAGUCGUUUAGUUUCCCUCUGCGUGCGACUGGCAACUGCACUCCCUCUUUGAUUUUUCAAUCAUCAAUUAUCUGUCAGUCUCAUUCCUAAUUGCGGCGGCACUCUCAAGCUUAGCUCCCUCUCAUCUCUCUUCGGCUCUCGGCUCUGGCUCUCUAUAAUGUGUUGCAUCUUGCAAAUUGCAAAUUGCAAUUACAAAGUAAGUCCCUAAAGUUGAAGGCAUAUAAGGUGACGGUCGCCUCCUUUAGUUAAGACAAACAUCGCCAUCGAGUCAACGUCAUCAACUGAGCGAUCAUCGAAUCGUUCUUUACUUCACCGCCUUUACGAGGGAAGGGAAAAAAAGCCAAAGAGUAUCUUUCUUGAGGUUUUCGAAGACUUCUUAACAUGGAUACAAAGAAGGUACAGAGUUCUGUACUAGCAUUUACAGAUGAUACACUUCUUUCUGUAAGUACAAUAGUAAAUGCAGUUAGAGAGCUUGGUCAUGAAGGAGCUGAGCAAUGUGAUCCUCAAGUCGUCACUCAAGCGUCGUCUCUAAGUAAGCUGCCAGUUGAUUCUUCAUCCAUAGAUAUUGUCAUUUCCAUCAGCACGUCACUCCAAUUUCCUGGUGAUCUGUUGUUUGAAGAAAUUUUAAGAGUGUUGAAGCCUGGUGGGACUGUCCUAAUUUACAAAAGUCUUAGGUCGGUGGCAGAGGAAACAGAUGAGGCAAUAGUUGCUCUAGAGCGGAAGUUGUUGUUAGCAGGUCUUUUGGAAGCACAAGUUGUCCGAUCGAAUUCUAUUGGACUAUCUGAAGUUGUUCAAUCUUUUGGGGUUAAGGCUAAGAAGCCUUCUUGGAAGAUAGGGUCAUCCUUUGCUCUAAAGAAGUCCAUAAAAAGUUCAGUAAAGGUUCAGAUUGACGAUGAUUUAAUUGAUGAAGAUAGCCUCCUGACUGAAGAGGACUUGAAAAAACCUCAACUACCACCUGUUGGUGAUUGUGAAGUUGGAAGCACAAGGAAAGCUUGUAAAAACUGCACAUGUGGGAGAGCUGAGGCUGAGGCAGAGGAGAAGGUGAAAUUAGGACCGACAAUGGAUCAGCUGAACAAUCCUCAAUCAGCUUGUGGCAAUUGUGGACUAGGCGAUGCUUUCCGAUGCGGUACAUGUCCUUACAAAGGUCUCCCAGCAUUCAAACUUGGUGAGAAGGUAUCACUGCCUGGAAACUUCCUUGCUGCAGAUUUUUAAAUGUGGGAAAAAAAAACUUGGCCGAAUUAUGUUUUGAUUUGGGCAACGAGAGGCCAUUUGUUUAAUCAAUACUCGGUGGACAGUCCAACUAUUUCGUUUUGGAUUUUCUCUAAAUUGUUGAACGUUGUCUAUCUUCAAACUUUGAUAUAUAAUAUGUAUUAAAUAUCUUAAUUGAACAUCUUGAUAGUUCGGAGUUUUGUCGUUCAUCUCUAUUAAGUAAUUGGAAAUUGAAAUGGAGAUGUUUAAGAGUUCUCAA